Triticum dicoccoides is the source of this 1826-nucleotide messenger RNA. RefSeq lists its product as uncharacterized. The transcript has 4 exons. NCBI's taxonomy places the organism in Eukaryota, Viridiplantae, Streptophyta, Magnoliopsida, Poales, Poaceae. The record is from RefSeq and is a predicted model, not a curated record. The coding region runs from base 173 to 1615 and encodes 480 amino acids.
UCGGACUGACUGUAUAUGCUCUAUAACAGCGUGUCUUUAUUCCUCCGAACACACGCCCCCCAAGCCAGCACCGCCGCCCUACCCUAAUCGGCGCCGCCGCCGUCGCGCGCUGAGCUGCAAAUCCUCCUCUCUAUUCGACGUUUCCUCUUACGCCGCCACCCCCCUGCCUCCAAUGCACCGCCUCUCAUCUUCUUCGCGACUUCCCAUCUCUUUCAUGGCAUCUGCCCCGCCUCGCUGGUGGCCAUUAGCGCUUGCGCGACAAAUUAUCCCACUCUUGGCGGCUCCAAAUCCACCGGCCCGUCGUCUUUCCAGAUUUCCUCAUGGAUCUCAGAACCUGGCCACCGUCAGUCGAGUACAAGGCGAUGAAUCUGGUAAACCAUAUAAACGACUGCCCAUCUCGAUCGCUCAAAUGAUGAAAAACAUGAAGACUGACAAUUUAAAAAAAUUGAAAAAUAUUGGGACGAGGGGCACUGUCUCGGAGGUUAUAGAUGAAGAUGAGAGGAAAAGUGAUAAAGAUGCUUUUAGGACAACAUCAGAGGUUAUGGAUGACAAAAGUGAUACAUGGGGCCAAAAUGUGAACUUACCUGGUUUUGAGGAAGACCAAAGUAGCGCAGCCAAGAAUCACAUUACUGAAAUCGCUGUCAGUGAGGAUGAAGGACUCAGUGAUGAUGAAGGAUAUAGUGUGAACGGUAUACUUGCAAAAAGCAGACACCGUGAUGGUUCUAUAUACAGGGAUAUGGAUUUAUAUGAUUGGAAAAAACAUUAUCGCAUUGCAGACCGUAUUGAGACUCGGUUGGAGGCAAUGACAUUAUCAGACCCUGCUGCAAAUUGCAACGUUCACGAUGGAAUUUGUACUAGACAUUUUGCUCGUAGCAUGCUGCAAAUUUACUCACUAGAGUUGGCUAAAAUUCCUGUGGAUGGCUUAGUAGAGUUGUAUGGAUAUGUAGCAGUGCGGGAUGAUCUGGAUCCAUUGCUUAAUUAUGUUGUCAAUAUUAGCAGAGAUGAUCCCGUCAUCGUGGAGCAGGGUUCUCUCAUCAACAUGAUUGGCCCCAAGCGAGGGAUAGAUAUGGCAGAUCAUGCUCUACUUGAAUAUGACAUGAAGAUCAAGUCAGGUGAACAAGAAAAAGAUGACCUACAGCUGAUUGAUGGUGCAUCAUUCAUAGGCCCCUUAGGCUCAUGGGAUCAACCAUGCACAUUUCACAUUGCUGGUGAUUGUGGCUCAGUUGACAUAACUUUGUCACGCCUUUUAAAAGCAGUUGAGGCGACCGUAGAGGUUCUCAUAUUUGAAGUGAAAAGCAGUUUCAGUUUGUCCGUCGGAUGUUUAGCCAGUGGGUUUAAUGAAGAAAUCCAGCUCUUUGAUGGCACCAUCGCUGAUUCACAAGGCCUAAAGAGGUCCGUGGUUGCUGUAAUGAAAAACUCUUCGAUAGAUUUGAAGUUCAAGGUAGGCGCACUGUCAUCCAGUUCCGACCAACAUUGCUGUUCUUUCAAGGCGAAAAUGCACGGGCAUGAUAUUGAAGAAAUAAAGACUGAUUUUGCAUUAAUCUUAGUGAAGGUGAUUUGGUCGACCUUGCCUAGGGGCUUUUCCGCCAUGUGUGAUGGGCUGGCUCGUGAUUAACUUGGAGUGUAAUAAUCAAAACUAUCCUAGCAAUUCUUUGCUAAGUGUAAUAAUCAAAACGACAAGUCUUUGCAUACUCAGUCGAUGCUCCGAGUCGUUAAGUGUACCAGUGGCUGGGUUAAGUGUACUAGUGGAUGGGGUGCGCCUCGUGAGGUGUAAGUGUGCGGUACUUGUCAUGCUGUUAAACUUGUUAAUGUGUUUGUACAGCCCA